AGUAAAAAAUAAAUCAAAAAAUCAACGCCAGUCGUAAGAUAAUAAUUAACAAACAUCGUCACUGCGACGUAAAGCUACUGUACAGCUGAGAAAACUACAUGGCUCUGAACAAGUCCAUGCAUCCUCGGAACCGGUACAAAGACCGUCCACCCGACUUCACUUACCUGGCUUCCAAGUAUCCGGACUUCCAGCAGCACGUGCACACCAGCCUCACAGGACGACCUGUAGUGAAUUUCAAAGAGCCUGAGGCGGUACGAGCGCUGACCUGCACACUGCUAAAGGAGGACUUUGGUUUGACCAUUGAGAUUCCUCUGGAGCGCCUCAUUCCCACUGUUCCACUGCGCCUCAACUACAUCCACUGGGUGGAGGACCUCAUUGACGGCCAGAAGCGGCCACGCAGAGGCAUCGACAUCGGUACUGGUGCGUCUUGUAUUUACCCCUUGCUGGGAGCCACAAUGAACGACUGGUACUUCCUCGCCACAGAGGUGGACGACAUCUGUUUUGACUUUGCCACGAAAAACGUGGAGCAGAACAACCUGUCUGACCUCAUCAAAGUUGUCAAAGUUCCUCAGAAGACUUUACUGAUGGACGCCUUGAAAGAGGAGACAGAGAUCAUAUAUGACUUCUGCAUGUGCAACCCUCCUUUCUUUGCCAACCAGCUAGAAGCAAUGGGCGUAAACUCCAGGAACUCGCGCCGACCUCCUCCCAGUUCAGUGAACACAGGCGGGGUGACGGAGAUUAUGGCAGAGGGUGGAGAACUGGAGUUUGUCAAGAGGAUCAUUCAUGACAGUCUGCAGCUCAAGAAACGCCUGCGGUGGUACAGCUGCAUGUUGGGGAAGAAGUGCAGCCUGGCACCUUUGAAAGAGGAGCUGAGGAAGCAAGGGGUGCCAAAAGUGACGCAUACAGAAUUUUGUCAGGGACGGACCAUGCGAUGGGCGCUGGCCUGGAGUUUCUAUGAUGAUGUGAUUGUUCCGUCUCCUCCCAGUAAGAAGCGUAAACUGGAGAAGUCACGGAAACCUCUGUCGUUCACGCUGCCAGAGGCGGGACUGAAGGAGCUCGAGGUCAAAGCCUUAGCAAUCGGCUGCACCGCCUGCAGCCCUGUGGACAGUAUCACCGCUCUGCUGGAGAGGACACUCACUGACCUGAGGGUGCUGCACAAACGUCUCCCCUGCAAACAGCAGGAGCAGAGUCUCUUUGUGACAGCCGUGGAGAACACUUGGGUCCAUGGUCGUCAGAAACGUCGCGAACAGAAGCGGCAGUUGCGAGAGCUUCCCAGAGCGCCUCGCUUUGUUGGAACAAGCUCUCAAACCAAGGUGGCCUCAGCUGCUCCGACGAUAAUCCCACUCCACCAAAACCAACCAGCUUCCGCACAGAACAGUAACAUUCAUCAAGACGGCACCCACAACAAAACCACAACUGCACAGGAGCCAGGAGAACCGCAGCAGCCGCAGCCUGAAGCGGGGAUCAACAAUGGUUCCUCCUCAAAUGUAGCUAACAAAGAUGUAACGGAGAGCAAAAGUGGAGAAGAAAAAGAAGUCUCUAAAGAUUUGACCAGUGCUGAUUUGGACAUGGAGUUUACAGGCUCCAGUGUAGCAUCUGCUGUGGCGUGUGACCCUCAUGCAAGGAGACCACAGAGCCCCAGCACAGUCAAACACUUCCUGUUCAAGUGUCUGCUGAAUGUGAUGCUGGAGGCGAGUGAUGUGGUGAUUGAGAUGCACUGGGUCGAAGGUCAGAGCAAAGACCUGAUGAACCAACUGUGUACUUACCUGAAAAAUUCACUUCUAAAGUCUGUAGCAAAGUCCUAAAUGCUAAGAAAGAAAACAGUACACAGGUGAGAAACAACAACAAGUAAAAUUCCCCAAACAUUAUUUUUAGACAUUAGUGCUUGUGUCUGUUGGGAAGUUUUUUAGAACAUUUAAAAUGUUGUGUUGUUGUUGUUUUUUCUGUUUGUAACUGUAUAUUUUCAGUUUUUGAAAAGUUCAAGACUGUGAUGGUUUAAAAAUCACUCUUGCACGUAUCAUCAGUUUGUUCAGAUGUUCUUGUAUUUGAUGGAUUACUUUAUGGAUAACACAUUUGGAAUAAAUACACAUUUUAUAUUUCCUUUUU
Molecule: messenger RNA, 2106 nt
Organism: Solea solea (common sole)
Lineage: Eukaryota; Metazoa; Chordata; Actinopteri; Pleuronectiformes; Soleidae
Gene: mettl16
Product: methyltransferase 16, N6-methyladenosine
Exons: 10
Coding region: 99-1805 (568 amino acids)
Biological process (GO): rRNA base methylation
Cellular component (GO): nucleus
Molecular function (GO): 23S rRNA (adenine(1618)-N(6))-methyltransferase activity
Source: RefSeq, a predicted model, not a curated record